UUGUUUCAACAGUUUGUUUAAUCUCAAACUGUUUUUACUCUCUGGUAAGUCGGACACUAGUAUCUCUAACUCUAUCUUUUCUCUGUGGAUAUGUCAGUUUGUCUGUGUGCUUUAGGGUUCUUGAAUUUGUGAUAACGGAUAAAUUCGAAUUUUGGGCAAGAGGUGCUCAGAAAAAGAAAGAAAAAGGAAAAAUAAACACACCCUUUAAAUACAGCCAGGUUUCUUUCUGAGAAUAGCAAGUGAACAUGAAAUGCUAUCCAGUGGGGUUAUGAGGGUAUAAUCUCAAUUUCCUUCAAAGGGUUUGUGCAUAUAUAGUUCAUUUUGAAAUAUGGCAUCAUCUCAUAGUAAUACUCACACUGAAGCAGCCAAACUGGAACAAAUUAUCACUGAAUUCUUUGCUAAAAGUCUUCACAUAAUAUUGGAGUCGAGGGCUCCUUUUGUGUCAUCUCGUAAUUAUAGUGGUGAACAAGGUAUAUUGUCUCCAUCUUCGUCUUCAUCAUCCUCCUCAGGUGUAAGGCCAAGAGAUAAAUGGUUCAAUUUAGCACUUAGGGAAUGCGCGGCUGCACUUGAGAAUGUUGAUAUCUGGCGCCAGAGCAAUAAAGAACCUUUGGUUGUUGAUGUAAUUUUAGUGCAGAGGCCACUUGAUUGGGACCCUGUUAAUUGUUCCCCAAAAAAGGAUUUUGACAGGAAUCUUUCAAAUAAGGAACAUUAUCCUUUUAGUUGGAAUUCAGAUCAGGAAGAAUUAGGAUGUGAGGGUAAGGGUGAACAAAUUUUAGAGCGAUGGAUAAUUCAAUAUGAGAGUAGGAGGUCAAGGGAUAAUGGUUGGGGAAGUAGGAGAUCAAACAAUACUUUGCAUAUGUUGUAUAAGAAAUCAAUAUUGCUGUUGAGGUCUUUGUAUGUUACUGUCCGGCUUUUACCUGCGUAUAGGAUUUUCCGUGACCUCAAUGCAUCUGGACAGAUUGGCACAUUUACUCUUACUCAUAGGGUUUCUUCUUUUUUUGAGCCCUUCACUCGCAGGGAAGAGGCUGAAAUGCAGCGAUUUGUGUUUACUCCUGUGGAUACUUCUUGUGGUAGGCUUUGCCUCUCAGUGAUGUAUCGUUCAUCACCCUUGGAUGUAAGCUCUGAAUCAUCAACUCCAAUGUCCCCACAGUUUAUCCCUGAUUAUGUUGGAAGCCCAUUGGCAGACCCACUGAAAAGGUUCGAAUCUCUUCCUGUGUCAAAAGGUUCUCCAUCAUCCUUGCCUUUCUCAAGACGGCAUAGUUGGAGUUAUGACCUUUAUAAAACAUCUCCACCUUCAAUUUCUUUCUCACCAUCUCCCACUCAUUCAGAAUCGCAUGCAUUGAUUUCUAAUCCCAGUUCCUGUCGCAUCCCGCCAAUGAACUUGCCCCCUCAUCCGCCUGAAACUUCUUCAGUUCAUAAGAAGAACAUGAGCUUUGAUGAGUGUAGUCCUUCCCCUAACUUUACACCUUCCCCAUCCCCAUCACCUCCUAUCUAUAUUCCUGGGAGUCACCUUUCCAAGGCUCUUUUGCGUUCUGAAAGUGCACCAGUUGGCAUACCUGUAGGCAAACUUGCUAGUUCCCCUGUGUUUUCCAACAAGCCAAAUGUGCCUCCAUCACCUCCCUUCCAAAGUAUCAGAUCUGGUAUUCCUAAAAUUGAUUCAAGUACAGGUUUUGUUCAGACUGAAGCAUCAGUUGAGAAGUUGUUCUCUCUUGGAAAAGAUGACAUUAGAAAGUAUUCGGGGAUAAAGAUAUCAUCCAAUAUUUCCCCACAAAUUUCAUUUUCCAGAAGUUCCAGCAGGUCUUUUCAGGAUGAUUAUGAUGAUCCUGACUUUCCUUGUCCAUUUGAUGUGGAGGAGGAUGAGAUGACAGAUCCAGGGAGCAGGCCUGAAUCAUUUGAUCAACAAGGGCAUUUAUGUGAUCCACUUGAGCCAGGAGGGCUCUUUCCAAUUAGAAAAUCACAGGAUGCUGCUGUUGGUGCUCUUGUACGUAUGCUGAAGAAAGCACCACCACUACGCCAGGAUUUCUCCACACAAGUUAAUUUGUCACAAGAACCCAGUUCCAAAUUCAGCAGCAGCAGCCUCCAAGAGCAUUGUGGAUCACCUGCAGCUCAGCAGGCUUCUUCAAGUAUAGUGUCUUCAGGUCUUGUUUCAUCAAAGACGACAGCUGAUGCACUGGAAGAACUUCGAGGUUACAAAGAGAUGAUGAAAGACUUGUUGCUUAGUCAAGCUGGUAGGUCUGACGUGUCUGCUAAUCCCUCUUCGAUGCGAAAGCCUACAAGCAGCAGUCCAGCUGGUUUUUGAACUCUUGUUGAUAGUUGCAUAUAUAUAUGUACAGCAUAAUGGUUUAAGAUGUUAUUUAUGUUAUACAGAUGAAUGCUCUAUAACCCCAUUUCUUUUGUAUAUAUGAGGUGAUAUGAAUGGGGUUCGUAAAUGUUGAAGGGUUAUUAUUAGCUUUUUGGUAGGUAAGUUCUCUACUUUGCCUAUAACUGCUUAAAAUAUUGAGGUUGGCUUUUCAGCCAUGCAUCAAUGAUAUAUUUCUCUUUUUUGGCGCAA
Messenger RNA from Jatropha curcas, 2551 nucleotides. The record is from RefSeq and is a predicted model, not a curated record. Lineage: Eukaryota; Viridiplantae; Streptophyta; Magnoliopsida; Malpighiales; Euphorbiaceae.